Messenger RNA from Ectocarpus siliculosus, 276 nucleotides. The record is from the annotation of a GenBank genome assembly. NCBI's taxonomy places the organism in Eukaryota, Phaeophyceae, Ectocarpales, Ectocarpaceae.
AUGCCCUUGCGUCCGCUCUCCGAAUACUUGACGACGACUUUCACCAAAGGCUACCGCAAACACGCCGGACGCGCGGGGCCGGUCGUGCUGUUGACGGAUGACGGUGAACGGCGGGUUAGCGAGGAGGAGCUAGGUCCCUUCCCAUCCGGUUUGGACCUGGGGCCCGAGGGGAAAGAGGUUCGGUGGUUUUCGGAUAGGGAGAUGCUCCGGUUGCACGGGUUCCCCGAAGCUUUUGAUUUCCGGCCCUCACCCCACGUCAGCGUUGUGCUUUGGUAG